Molecule: messenger RNA, 4406 nt
Organism: Corvus hawaiiensis (hawaiian crow)
Lineage: Eukaryota; Metazoa; Chordata; Aves; Passeriformes; Corvidae
Gene: B3GAT1
Product: beta-1,3-glucuronyltransferase 1
Exons: 7
Coding region: 880-1884 (334 amino acids)
Biological process (GO): chondroitin sulfate proteoglycan biosynthetic process; carbohydrate metabolic process
Cellular component (GO): Golgi membrane
Molecular function (GO): galactosylgalactosylxylosylprotein 3-beta-glucuronosyltransferase activity
Source: RefSeq, a predicted model, not a curated record
CCACGCUCCCGCUGAGCCCGUGGCCGCGGACUCGCUGGGUGAUGCCGCGGAGAGUGAGGAGAGCAGGAACCAAUUCCUCAAGGGGCCAUCUGGGAGCCUUCCCUGGCUUUUCCUCCUGUCGCAGGGAGAGGUGCCCCUGCCUGAGCGGGAUAAAUUGGUACAGACCAUUAGCAGCGCAGGUCCUCCUCUGGCAGGGGGAGGCUGUCGGCGCUGCUCUGGAUACAAAGCAGCCACGCUCUGGCUCCUUCCUCCUGCAUCCCGCUGGCCUCCUCCUCCUCCUCCUCCUCCCUGUUUGCUCGCCCCCUCCCUCCCUCUCUCCCUCUCUUUCUUUCCCCGAGCGCCACGCUGCAGAAGGCAGACCUGCGAGCCGGAGCUCCACGGAGGCAGAGCAGGAGCGAGGAGCUCCCCGCGGCUGUUUCUCUGCGAGUGAAACACGGGCAGGGACGCGAUGAAGGAGCGUCGUGGUUGCUGCCUGGAUUAAGACAGAAAACAUUAAAAAAAACCCCAAACCCUCUCCACCACAAAGCCGGACGCAACAAACGAGGAAAAAAGGGAGGAGAGAAGGAGGCGGAGGUUGCUGGGGGAGCCCACUCGGAUGGGCGAAGAGCCGCUUUGAAUCGUGCCUCUGUUCCCAGGGAUUAAAGCGUGAAUGGGAGCAGCUUCCCGGCCACGAUGGAGAGAGAAGGCGGCUCCGGCUGUGGGAAUAAGGUUUGCUUCCACAUGAGUCCCUGAGGUUCCUGCUGGCAGCUCCAGCAGUGCCCUGCAGAAGUGCUCUCCUGCUCCUGGGCUCAGCAGCCGAGGCCCCUGCAAACCUGCUUCUGCAAUGGGUGGGUUGUAAGCACUGGUAAUGAGGAGCUGUGGGCCCAGUCAGUCUUGGAGAUGCCGAAGAGACGAGACAUCCUGGCUAUCGUGCUGAUAGUUCUGCCCUGGACACUACUAAUCACCGUGUGGCACCAGAGCACCAUUGCUCCGCUGCUUGCAGUGCACAAGGAUGAUGGUGGUGACUCCCAGCGUGAUCUCGCUGCAGGCUUGGACUCCAAGGAAUACUGCCUGUCGGACCGGGACAUUGUGGAGGUGGUGAGGACAGAGUACGUGUACACGCGCCCACCCCCGUGGUCGGACACGCUGCCCACCAUCCACGUGGUCACCCCCACCUACAGCCGGCCCGUGCAGAAGGCAGAGCUGACCCGGCUGGCCAACACGCUGCUGCACGUGCCCAACCUGCACUGGAUCCUGGUGGAGGAUGCCCAGCGCCGCACGCCACUCAUCACCCGCCUGCUGCGGGACACGGGGCUCAACUACACCCACCUCAACGUGGAGACACCCCGCAACUACAAACUGCGCGGGGACAUGAGGGACCCCCGCAUCCCCCGCGGCACCAUGCAGAGGAACCUGGCCCUCAGGUGGCUGAGAGAGACCUUUAACAAAAACAACAGCCAGCCCGGGAUUGUUUACUUUGCUGAUGAUGAUAACACCUACAGUCUGGAGCUCUUCGAGGAGAUGCGCAGCACCAGGAAGGUGUCGGUGUGGCCCGUGGCCUUCGUGGGCGGCCUGCGCUACGAGUCGCCCAAGGUGAACGCGGCGGGGAAGGUGUACGGCUGGAAAACCGUGUUCGACCCGCACCGCCCCUUCGCCAUCGACAUGGCCGGCUUCGCCGUCAACCUCAGGCUCAUCCUGCAGCGCUCUCAGGCCUACUUCAAACUGCGGGGAGUCAAGGGUGGCUACCAGGAGAGCAGCCUGCUCCGGGAGCUGGUCACCCUCAACGACCUCGAGCCCAAGGCUGCCAAUUGCACUAAGAUUUUAGUCUGGCACACAAGGACAGAAAAGCCUGUGCUGGUGAACGAGGGCAAGAAAGGAUUCACAGAUCCCAAUGUGGAAAUCUGACUGUGCACGGCUGAACGGAGACCAACACCAGAAGAUUUCUUCAUGCGCAAGGUUCCUCUCCGCAGCACCCACCCAGCCAGCCAGGCGGGAGCCAGGACCUCUGCUGACUCCCACGAGUUUUAGCCUUCUGAAACCAAGCAACACUGCAUACAUAAACUGCCCGGACCCCCUGCCCUUCCUCCUGGACUCGGAGCACAAGCAGACGCUCCGGAGGUGGAGACAAAAGCACAGAAAGGCCAGGACUGCCAGCUCCCGGCUCGCUGCGCUGGAGCCCCGCCGGGAUGGGGCUGCACCGAGCAGGGGCUGUUUGCCAGCACCUGGGUGAGGGUGAGAGCCACGGCAGUGCCCCUGGGACUGGUUUUGCUGAGACACACCGACCUUGUGGCCACGUGUGCGACAGCCCGAGCAGCUCUCUGGCCGUGGAGGGGACAGCUGCCUUCCGAGAUGGCACCUUAGCCCUUAAUUUUAAACCUACUUUAAUCAGUGUUUGUUACGCUGCACAAGACAGGAAGGGUUUGGGGGAGGGGGAAAAGCAAGGCAGGUUAGAACAAACCCAUGAAGCAUCGCUGUUCUCUGUAUUCCCUCUCCUUUUCCUUCCUCAGUUUCACAGUUUGGGGGGCACCCUCCCAUUUCUUGGCGUUCAUGGAAUCAUAGCAGGGUUGGGGGUGGAAAGGUCCUCUGGUCCAACCCCCUGCCGUGGGCAGGGGGCACCUUCAGCUGGGCCAGGUUGCUCCUGGCCUUGAAUAUUCCCAGGGAUGGGGCAUCCACCACAUCUCCAGGCAACCUGUGCCAGUGUUACACCACCCUCAUUGUAGAAGAACGUCCUUGUAUCUAAUAUAUCCUCUUUUAGUUUAAACCAUCGGCCCUCGUUCUAUCCCUGCUAGAAGGUUUGUCCCCAUCGUUCUUGUAACACCCCUGGGGGAUGUCCCCAGAGUGGGAUAGAGGGAUAGGAUCAGGGAGAUGCUGAUCACCACCAAUUCACCACUGAUCCUGGAUGGAGUCGUGUUUCCAGCAUGUGGGUCUCUAAAAAUGCUAAAAUAAUUGGAACUGGGGAUUUAUGAGAUUGCUGGGGCCACACACUGUAACAUUCAUCCAGAUCUUGGUCCUGUUUAGCCCUAAUUUGGUUCCUGUGAGCAUUAGGGGUGGGAUUCUCUGAAGGGUGCUCCUACCUAAAGGCAAAUUUCCACUCUUAAAAAAUAAAACUGCUUCAAAUUAGGGACUGGAUGCUAAGAGGUGAUUUUAGUGCAUUUCCCAUGUGACUGGAAUGUACCCUUCAGCCCCUAUUUCUGCUCCUGCAGAGCUCCUGGAGUGAAAAACCACCCUGGAGCAGUUCCCAGUCACCUCUGAUGGACAGAGCAGCACCCUUGGGAAGGGGAUCCUGGGCUCAGCACCUGGCUCGAGGUGGCAUCAAGCAGGACAUCGGUCACCUCUGCCCCGGUGUGUGACACCAAAGGGCAGUGUUGGUGAAAGGGGGGUGCUGAAGGUGGGCUUUGCCCCUCGGUGAGAGACAGGACUGAGCAGUGCAGGAGCAGGACCUGGGUGCUGCCACCGUGGGUGACUCUGUUUGAGGCUGCCGAACAUGCUGAGAUAACAACUGAGGUACGACAGGCCCCUUCUCCCCAUCCAAAACCCCUAAAUUCCCUCCCCCUUCAUAACUGUUGUCAAACCUUUCAUCACCCCCCCCCCCCCACUGUCCCAAUUCUUUCAAAAAGGUCUGAAGCACAAUUUUACCUUUGAACUGAGGGGAAAAUGUAAUCCUGCAACAGAUGUGGUUAUUUUUUAGCCCUAACAUAUAGAACUAUUAAAGUGCUCUGGGUUUGAUUGUUGGCUUCGUGGUACAGAAGUCUCUCCUUGGACUAAUGACAUUGUGUAUUUCCUGAUAUUUCAAAGGAAAAUAUUUUUUGUAAAUUAUUUUCCCCCACUGUAUAUCAGAACCAUUGGGGAAAAGUCACAUUCUUUAGUUCCCAGCCACAGAAGCCUUUACAAAAAUGUUCCUUUUAGAUGCGGUGGCUGAAGCACUACUUGGAUAGAAAGUGUUGGAUGCUGCUGGCUGCUCUGUGGGAACAGGUAUUGUUAUCUUGGAUUAAAACUCUGCACUCAAGUAGAUUUAUUCUAUUAUUGUACUUCUGAGUUCCCUUCAGCCUGCAAACCCGACAGUGGAAAGAGACAUUUUUCAAGGACUACCACGUUUUCAUAACAUUGAUAGAGUUUCCAACUGAUGUCCUCUCUGAGCUGCAUGUUUUGGUUCACUAAUCUGAAUUCCAGUCCCUGCUGGGUUCCAACCUUCCCUCCUCGGAAGGAAAUAACUUCCAGAAAGAUGCAAAGGAUGGAGUUCUGAACACAGCCCUGCACAUUUGCUCUGGCCACAGGAGCCUGGGCCCUUUCAGCUGCCGUGGCCCUGGGGAGCAGAGAUAGGUGUGACCAGACGUGGCCAGGAUGGAGUGUGUUCCAGCUGCACUGUCUGUUGUCAGUUUUAAACAAACUGUAUUUAAAUUUGUUAAAUAAAAUGAUGGUUUCUAAGA